AAGAGCGAAAAUGUACAAUAAAUUGUUAUAAGCACUUAAAAACAAAAAUUAUAGGAUUAAACAACUAAAAUGAUAAUAUGGAUGUGAGUACCAAGGAUCUUAAAAUAAACUAAUUUUGAAAAGUACAUUAAACAGUUAAUUCCUGAUCCUGUUUGACAGAACGUUUUCAAAAAAAAUAAACAAAUCACAUAAGUAAUAGAAAACUAUAUUUUCUUAUUUCUUCUAACACCUUUAACAAAUUACCAGAAACAUUCAAAGUAAUUGUGUAAAUUUGCUUAUAAGUUGAAGUUAAAGUAUUCAAAUAUAUUGACGCAAAGAAAAUUUAUUAUUAAAUGAAAAGUAGCUAUUUUUAAGUAAAAUUAUAUUCAGUGUUCAGGGAUAAAUACAAAUAUUUAUGUAAACAUGAAUAUACAUGUAUAUGUACAUAAUAAUGAAUGUAUAUUAUUGGUGUAAAUAAAGAGACUAUCAAAAGAGUUAGAACUAUUAUAUUGUUGAAUGAACAUUUAAAUGUUAUAGUGAACUGUAAAAACAGACAUGUUUCUGAUUAAAUAGUGCCAAACGUUUUAAAACUCUUUCAAGCCUUCAGAUAUGUGCUUGAAUUUUCAAGCCAUUGAUAAAUUGACAAUGAUAUUAUUAUUUGUUAUUGUAAUAUUCUCAGCUAAUUUAUCCCUAAGUAUGGGACAUUUCCCAGCAUUUACCAGUUUAAAAUUUGUGCAAGUAAGCAGUAAUAAAAAAAUUCAAAACUAUACUGUAGACUUUAAGACAAAUAUUGUUGCCCUAUCGGAUAUUAUCAAAACAUUUCAGGAAAAUAGAUCACAUUAUAUGGACAUUUACAAUAGUAGUGCACAUCCCUAUUAUCACAGUAAAUCGGGAAUCAUUCAUGAAAAAAAACCAUUAUUUCCGCAUGAUCUUUUCAGUUUGGAACAGCGACGACAUGGUGCUGUAAUGCUACACGUAUUAGGAGUUAUCUACAUGUUUGUUGCAUUAGCAAUUGUAUGUGAUGAAUUUUUCGUUCCUUCUUUGGAUGUUAUAAUUGAAAAACUUGAAAUUGCUGAUGAUGUAGCUGGAGCAACCUUCAUGGCAGCUGGAGGCUCAGCUCCAGAGCUUUUUACUUCAAUUAUCGGUGUAUUUGUAUCUUUUGAUGAUGUUGGUAUAGGUACUAUUGUGGGAUCUGCUGUCUUUAACAUACUAUUCGUUAUUGGAAUGUGUGCCAUUUUCUCAAAGACGGUAUUAUCUCUUACAUGGUGGCCAUUGUUUCGUGAUUGUACAUUUUAUAGCAUGAGCUUACUCACGCUUAUUUAUUUUUUCAAAGAUAACUACAUAUAUUGGUACGAAGCACUAAUACUUUUUGGAUUUUACUUAGCUUAUGUUAGUUUCAUGAAAUGGAACCAGCGUAUGGAGGAGCUAGUUAAGACUGUUCUUUAUCACAACAAGGUAACAAGAGUAAGAUCCACCGAUCAACUUAUGCCAACGCAACGUCUUUCUACAAUGAACAAUGCUGAUAGUAGUGCACCAUCUAUUAAAGCUAAAAAUCAAAAUGAAAAUCAAGAUAUUCUCAACAAAAACAAAAGUCAUUGCAGUAAAGAUGGAAAUCAAAGUAUUGCUUCACAGGACAAGGCCCUAGUAGUACCUUCGGUCAGAAAUCGAGAAAGUCAUAUGAAAUUUCGACAUGGACUCUUACAACUUAUGAUUCAUACUAUUGAUCCUUUGCAAGAUAGCCAUUUAUCUAAUGAGUGGAUAUACGAAUUUUGAAAUCAACGUAAGGAUGAAGGUGCUUUGGAGGUCAGAAAGGACAAUC
Molecule: messenger RNA, 1798 nt
Organism: Copidosoma floridanum
Lineage: Eukaryota; Metazoa; Arthropoda; Insecta; Hymenoptera; Encyrtidae
Gene: Nckx30C
Product: solute carrier family 24 member Nckx30C
Biological process (GO): calcium ion transmembrane transport; intracellular calcium ion homeostasis
Cellular component (GO): plasma membrane
Molecular function (GO): calcium channel activity; calcium, potassium:sodium antiporter activity
Source: RefSeq, a predicted model, not a curated record